Messenger RNA from Scatophagus argus, 7887 nucleotides. RefSeq names its product DENN/MADD domain containing 4C (gene dennd4c). The transcript is spliced from 34 exons. Gene Ontology annotation, cellular component: ESCRT I complex; cytoplasmic vesicle. The coding region runs from base 310 to 6075 and encodes 1921 amino acids. Gene Ontology annotation, biological process: regulation of Rab protein signal transduction. Gene Ontology annotation, molecular function: protein binding. The record is from RefSeq and is a predicted model, not a curated record. Lineage: Eukaryota; Metazoa; Chordata; Actinopteri; Scatophagidae.
CUCUUCUCUGGGCGGUUCCAGUCUGAAAAGAGAGGUUUAGAGGAAAGCUCACCAACAUUAACUAUCAGCGCAGACACAAACAUGGCGCCUGCCUCCCCCGACAACUUCAGAUGAAAGUGUGGUAACGAAGUGGCCAGCAAAGUUUCAUAGGAGUAUUUCGAAGUGGCUUUUUCUGCGCGCCGUUUUGGUAUAACCUGUUUCGAUUUGCAUAAGUAGAAACACGGACUACAUCAAGCGGGUAAAAACAGCAAGUUGCCUACAUGUCAACAUUGUCUCUCGCUGCAGUGUAAACAGCUGGUACGUCCAGCCAUGAUUGAGGAUAAAGGUCACCGUGUGACCGACUACUUUGUGGUGGCCGGAUUGACAGACAAGUCCACGCCUCUGGAGCAGGACUUGUCAGAGACUAAGUCCAGCGGGCCCAAAGCGCCCAUCACUGACCUGGCCGUCAUUAACAGGUCGGCAGGUGAAACGGUGCCCGAGGGCUUCACUUGCAUCGACACCACAUACAGCGGCCAACCAGCCAACCUUAAUCAUGGCAGUCUGAAGAGCCCUGAGCUGUUCCUGUGCUACAAGAGGGAUCGAGGGAAACCGCCUCUCAUUGACAUUGGUGUGCUGUAUGAAGGUAAAGAGCGCCUGAUCCAGGGCUGCGAGGUCAUCCAGGCCACACCUUACGGCCGCUGCGCCAAUGUCAACAACAGCUCUGCCACCUCGCAGCGCAUCUUCAUCACCUUCCGCCGAGCGCUGCCUGUCCAGCCUCAAAACUCCCUGGCAGUGACAGACAUCUGCGUCAUCAUCACCAGCAAGGGUGAGACGCCACCACAUACCUUUUGCAAGGUGGACAAGAACCUUAACUGUGGCAUGUGGGGCUCCAAUGUGUUCCUGUGUUACAAGAAAUCAGUAUCUGCGUCCAAUUCCAUCAGUUAUAAAGCCGGUCUCAUCUUUCGUUACCCAGAAGAGGACUAUGAGUCUUUUCCUCUGUCAGAGUCUGUCCCUCUGUUUUGUUUGCCCAUGGGUGCCAAGAUCGAGUGUUGGGCACCAAACACACGUGAUCCUCUGCCUAUCUUCUCCACAUUUGUUUUAACCAACUCUUCUGGUGAAAAGGUGUACGGAGCAGCCAUCCAGUUCUACGAGCCAUAUCCAGUGGAUCUAUUGAGCGAGAAACAGAAGAUCCAGCUGGGCUUGCUCACCACGGUGGAGAAGAAGAUGAUCCCCAACAGGCCCGUGAACACCAAUAAAUGCAUCUGCCUGCUGUCCCGCUGGCCCUUCUUUGAGUCCUUCCGCAAGUUCCUGAUGUUCCUCUACAAGCUGUCCGUCUCAGGCCCGCACCCACUGCCUAUUGAGAAGCACAUCUCGCACUUCAUGCACAAUGUAUCAUUUCCUUCCCCUCAAAGGCCGAGAAUAUUAGUCCAGCUCUCCGCACAUGACACCAUGAUCCUCUCCCAGCCUGUGUGUACACCCUUACCCCUCAGCGGGGCAGAUUACGGGACUCUGCUGUUGAAUCUGGGCUCGGAGAACUGUGCCACCCUGCUGCACUUUGUCCUGCUGGAGAGCAAGAUCCUGCUGCACUCCCUCCGGCCCGCCGUGCUCACGGGGGUGGCUGAGGCUGUGGUGGCUAUGAUCUUCCCCUUCCAGUGGCAGUGUCCCUACAUCCCCCUGUGUCCGCUUUCUCUAGCAGGUGUCCUCAAUGCUCCGUGUCCAUUUAUAGUGGGUGUGGAUUCCCGCUACUUCGACCUUUACGACCCGCCGCCAGAUGUUGUCUGUGUGGAUCUGGACACCAACACUAUCUACCUGUCUGACGAAAAGAGACACAGCAACUGGAAGAACCUCCCAAAGAAGCCCAGCAAGAGUCUGAUUAACUCACUGAGCAACUUGCACCCCCAGCUGGCCACUGUUUCAGUUCGUCAAACGUCACAGGAAGGCUCAGCAGUUGAUAUGACCCCCAUUGAGGCAGACUUCUCCUGGCACAAGAAGAAAACUUCCCUGGAAAUGGAAAUCCAGGAAACCUUCCUUCGCUUCAUGGCCUCCAUCCUGAAGGGCUACCGCACCUACCUCAAACCCAUCACCCAGGCGCCCUCCGAAAAGGCUACAGCUGCUGACUCCCUCUACGACCUGCAAGGGUUUCUCAAAAGCAGAGACCGCGCCCAGCACAAGUUCUACUCCCAGCUCACCAAGACGCAAAUAUUUAUCCGCUUCAUUGAGGAGUGCACCUUUGUCAGCGACAAGGACACUGGCCUGGCCUUUUUUGACGACUGCGUCGACAAGCUUUUUCCCUCUGAUAAAAUCACGGACAAGGGCACCAAGGUUGAAGGAGAGUCCUCUGAGGACACAAGACUGUUAGAGUUGGAUGAGUCCCAGAAGAGUGAGCACACGGUCUUCGUCAUGCCCCCUGAACCUCCAGCUGACGACGGACCUGAACAUGCCCCCAAAUACACCUAUAAAGGUUUCCCCAGGCUGAAAAUUGAGCUGUUUGACCGUCCAAGGGAGUUACGUCCAGCACUGAGCAGCAGAGCAGCAGGGGCCAGUCUGUCCAGCAGCCCUGCGUUACUGGCUAAGAGGACGAAGCAGGAGGUCAAGCUAGCAUACAAGAUGGCCAAGCGGUUUUACUCCCACCCUCAGCUGUGGGCCCGGUGUCUGCUGAGCCACUGCUACAGCCUCUGGUUCAUCUGCCUGCCAGCAGCCGUGCGAUUGGCCAAGUCGAAAAGCCGUGCCAUGCAGCAGGCGUACAACGUCCUCCUGAAAAUGAGGGUCACUGAGGUGGAGGUGCUGGAUGAGGUGUGCUACAGAGUAGUGAUGCAGCUCUGCGGUUUGUGGGGUCUUCCUGUAAUGGCUGUGCGAGUCCUAGUUGAAAUGAAAAAAGCUGGAGUACAUCCAAACGCCAUCACAUACGGAUACUACAACAAGGCCGUGUUAGAAGGCCCGUGGCCGAGCAGAAACCGUAGUGGCCUCUUUAUGUGGACCAAGCUGCGUAAUGUGCUCCGUGGAGUGACCCAGUUCAAGCAUGCUCUAGACCAAACAUCUUCCAAGAAGGGACCUGCACUUAGCACCACAGCUGCAUCAUUAGGUGGGUCAGUUGUCACUGACGCUGACCGUUUAAGUCACGGAAGCGCUGACAGCUCAAGUGAAGUCAACGGUGAGGAUCACAGGCUUGUCCACAGCCACACCAUGGAAGACACAACAGACAACCACUGUAGUACAGGGAGGCAGUCUGAUCAAGGCUACGGUUCCAAGGAUGAGUUGCACCAGGAGCUGGCAGAGCCUUUGCAUCCAGCUGCCCUUUCCACUGAAGAGAGAACCAAUUCCAAACCACAGCACAAUGGAGGUGACGUAGCUGGCUCAGUGGACAGUGCCGUAGCAGUAGCAGAGCCUCCCAGUCCCACUGAGGUACCCUCACCUGUCCCCAGUAUUGUGAAACUGUCCACAGGGAGCUUCGAUGGUGGCAGAGAAACGGGUACAGCGAAGCUGUUCAGGAGACACAGCAAGACUGAUAACGUGUCUCUCCCUGAUGAUGAUGCCUCACUGGCAACAGGGGAUGUCCCUCACCAGUCUCAGCAGCAGCGUCAGAAAUCGUUUUCUGAACGCAGUUGCAGCUUCAGUGUUGAAACCCGUGCUGGGAUGCUCUUAGAGAAAGGCGUGGACCACAUAGCUAGUCAGAUGGGUGCUGAUGCCCGGAUCCUGACUGCAGCACUCUGUGCAGCCCCGAGUCCUCCCCCUGUUAGCAAAGCACUUUUUAAAGACCUGGAAGAGCCUGAAGAUGAUCGGGGCUUGAUACUGGGGAAGCUGUCAGAAGAAGAGGGGCCACGAGCAGCAGACGAAGGGAAGGGAGAUGAUGUAGAGACAGAGGAGACUGAGGUUAAAAAGGAGAAACGAGAGAGGAAGCACACCGAAACACAUGACGAUGAGUCUGGCCAGCGAGGAGCCACCCUGGAGAGGGCAGACGUGGAGGUGGGUGCUGACCCACUUUCCCUCCUGGUGUUCGAGUCCGAAGAGUCGGCCUCUGUCACCAGCCAGGAGCCGCCACGCUCCGUGCCUGCUGUUGUGUCCCGCAAUCUGGCUGAAGAGAUCGAAAUGUACAUGAGCCUCAGAAGCCCCCUGGGUGUGAAGUCCUCGAGCAUGGAGCUCCAGCAGGCCCAGGGAGACUCAACCGACUCCCCACAGUCCAAACCACCUCUAGAACGCAGGUCCAGCCUCCCUGUACCCCCUGUCAAAACUGGCUCCCCAGGUGACACACCCAAACGCAGCCCCACUACUGUCACUCGCUCCAAGACUUUUGUAGAAAAGACGAGGACAACAGCGAGCACUACUGGUAGUCCAGGUGUUAGAUCGGCUUCAUUGACCGCGCUGGUGAAGUCCUCGCAGGCAGCGUCACUGGGCUCAGUCAUCAACUCCAUUUCAGGCAUCAAGAUGGACACCCUCUUGUCGGGACCUAAAAUUGAUGUGCUUAAGACAGGCAUGAAACAGGCUGCAAAUGUAGCCAGCAAAGUGUGGGGUGCAGUUACUUCAGCUUACUCCUACUCAGAUGAUGAGGAUGAGCAGGCUCAGAGUGGUGGCGGCUUCCCGUCACAUCUGGAUGAACACAUGUUGGCUGCACAUGAAGAAGGUGACAGUCCUGACAGAGGAGCCAUCCCAGUUUUGGCAGCCAAUGGUCUCAACCAGAGCCGUACCAGCCUGGGCAGCAGCAGUGGCAGCAGUGACACAGGGAGGGGGACCCAUCAGCUUCAUCCAACUCCAGGACGAGCAGGCAGGGGGCCCGAGUCUGAGCAAGGAUCCUCACUCCAUGCUUCCUCUUCGAGCAUUUACCAGAACUGUGCACUGGAGGUGUUGAUGUCCAGUUGCUCCCAGUGCCGUUCUUGUGAGGCCCUUGUUUAUGAUGAGGAGAUAAUGGCAGGCUGGACAGCUGAUGAUUCCAACCUGAAUACAAAUUGUCCUUUCUGUCGCACGGCCUUUCUUCCCUUGUUGCACAUUGAGUUUCAUGACUUGCGCCCAGUGAGCGGGUUCUACAUGAAUCCUAGUGCAUCAGGAGACAGCAUCCACAGCACCAGUGCCCAGCUCAAAGCCAGCAGCUCAGCCGACAUCAAAACACAAGACCUUAUCUCUUUCCCUGAAGAGGAACCGAGGGAGGCUCCAGAUAAUCAGCCUGGAACACAAAAGGGUCUGAUUCCUGAGCCGGUGCAGUCAGACCCCCUGGGUCUCCUGGAGUGCCAGGCAGUGGGGAAAGCGCAGAAAUGCAGUGGGACAUCACUGACACGCAGCAACAGUGUUGGUGGCCCGCUGCAGAGCCUGGACUACUCCCAGAGACCUGGACAUGGCGUCUCCACCACCAGCUUGCCCUGCAGCCUGCAGGAGGUUUCGGAUGGCAUGGGAACUAAACGGCCAAACCCCAAACCUGUGUCUGUACCUUAUCUCAGCCCGUUGGUGCUGCGCAAGGAGCUGGAGACCCUGUUGGAGAACGAAGGAGAUCAGGUGAUCUACACUCACAAGUUCCUCAGCCAGCACCCCAUCAUUUUCUGGAACCUGGUUUGGUAUUUCCGUCGUCUGGACCUGCCCUCUCACCUACCUGGUCUCAUCCUUACCUCUGAACACUGCAACAAAGGAGUGCAGCUGCCACUGACAUCACUGUCCCAGGAAAGUAAGCUGGUAUAUGUCCAACUCCUGUGGGACAACAUUAACCUGCACCAGGAGCAAGGAGAGCCCCUCUACCAGCAGUGGAGGACCUUCUGGGAGAAGAAGGGAACUUUGGCUCCAACAGACCACCAUGAGAUUCGGACCCUCCUCAACACAAUUGUUCGUAACAUCCAGACAAACGACGUCUAUGGGCCAAUCAACCUGUUGAUUCGAGAGAUCAAACGGCGCCCAGAGGGUGUGAAGCGGCAGAGGAAUAUCUACAGAGAAAUACUAUUCCUCUCACUGGUGGCCUUGGGGAAGGAGAACAUUGAUGUUGAGGCCUUCGACAGGGAGUACCAUUUGGCUUAUGACCAACUGAGUGCUGAACAGCUCAAGUCUUUGCACUGCAUUGAUAGACCGCCCAGCCGCAGCGUCCAGUGCUGCCUUAAAUGCUUUGGGACUCCAUUCAUCUGACCACCAGCGCUUGUAGCAAAGAUUAAAAGAUUAAAAAAUAUUGGACCAGCAAGAAGGUCAGCAGGAUCAAUGGACAUCAAUGGCGGCGGGCUGUGGUGUGAGCGAAAAAUGAUUUUGUAUUUAAACACCUCCAACUGCCCAAAUGUGGUACUGCUUCUUCCCUUGGUCUUGGAAGAUGGCCAUUGUUGACCUUUUUUUUUUUUUUUUUUUUAAACAGCCUUAUUAUGCUUUUCAUUGACUUUCCAAGCAGCUACGUAUAGGCGGGACUGUUUCCUGUAAAUUGUUUGGAAAGCUGCAGUGAAUCUUUUGGGAUUAGUUGAGGUUUGUUUUUUUUACAGAUGGUGUAUAGAAUGUUUAAUCAGUGUACAGAAUGUAUUGACUGCCCCUAUGGUGUAGACAUAUCUGUCCGUGUGUGUGUGUGUGUGUGUUUGUGCUUAAUCGUGCAGUCAGUUCUCGGCCUCGUAGCAUUUUGCUAACUUUGCUUAAAUCUGUCAUAACCUGCCACAGAUGAGAUCAUUUUGGGUUGUUUGAGACCGUAUACAGACCCCAGCUGUUCCCAAAAAAGGCAGGCGCGGGUUGUGAUCUGAAACUAGGAUGACUCCUUUUGUUUUCUUUUUUUUUUUUAUCUCAAGGCAAGAAUCAAGUUUCAAACCUUGACUAGUUGUGUAAGACAAGUCUUAAUGAAUGUUCAUGUUUGUUUAAUUGUAAAUGUACAGGUUCAGAGUGAGGCUCUUCGUGUAAAUAUAUGUUGGAAGCACACAUGUAAAUGGGAUAGAACUGAGGACAAUCACCGAUCAUCAGCUACCAAAACAUAUUCUACAACAUUCCAGAUGCACCGCAAUCAGAACAGCUCUUAAAGUAAUAUUGAUCGCUGCAACAACACUCACAUGAUUAAACCAGCAAGUCCUUGGAAGAGAGUCAGAAAAAAAUACAUUAAUCUGAAGUGAAAAGACACGCCACGCUACUGAUUCCCACACAUUAAAAUAAGACACAUGUUGUCUGUAACAGAAGCCUCAGUGACAAAGCAGUCAUUCCAACUUGAUUUUAAUAUCUGCAUUUUUUUUUAAAGUAGCAUAUUGUACUUGUUAAGCUAAUAUGCCUUAUUGCUAUGUUAAAUUAGAACUGUAACUUGUAUGUACUGGGAAUAUUCCUUACUCUAGCAUUGAAUUAACCAGUAAGAUUUUUUUUUAAUUGGUUAUAUGGUUUACACACAAUAACUUUGGAUGAUAUUGGUUGCAAUUAGAGCUUUAUACUACAAAGGGCUUCUUCAGUACUACUUUUACUGUGUUCAUUUGACAUUCCAUUAAAUGCUUAAACAGACAGGAAAAAAGCAAUGUGCUUUGAUGAACUGUGUAGAUGGUCCUAUUGUAGACUUGGGAGGAUGGCUUGUACAGAAGCGAUAAUAAAUAUUGUGAAAUAUUCAAUUUGCACUGCAUAGAUUAAAACCUGAAUUUAACCCAGGAUGAGGAUGAGAUGAGACCACCUCAAAAAUCUUAGCAUACAUACAGUAGUUUUUUUUUUUCUCCAAAACAAAAUUAUCAAUUAUUUAUUUUUGUAUUAUUGACAUUUGGAUUACAGUGUGGUAACUUAGCAUUUUUAUGACUAACAACCCCCAUCUUUCCCUUUUUAAUUUGUCUUUUCCCCCCCUGUACUGACUUGUAAAUUUGCCCUCCUGAUGGCAGAGGAUGUACAGAAGAGACUGUUCUUUAACAAUAGAUAAAAUGAUUUCUUACCGUCCUGUGGAAAGGAACUGAAUGUCCACACAUAAGUGCGCUGCAAUAAAUGAGUUUGUGAACUGAGUGAAAAAUGAAA